Messenger RNA from Oreochromis aureus, 1652 nucleotides. RefSeq lists its product as uncharacterized. Gene Ontology annotation, molecular function: chemokine activity; CXCR chemokine receptor binding. NCBI's taxonomy places the organism in Eukaryota, Metazoa, Chordata, Actinopteri, Cichliformes, Cichlidae. The transcript has 8 exons. The record is from RefSeq and is a predicted model, not a curated record. Gene Ontology annotation, cellular component: extracellular region. The coding region runs from base 564 to 1652 and encodes 362 amino acids. Gene Ontology annotation, biological process: cellular response to lipopolysaccharide; antimicrobial humoral immune response mediated by antimicrobial peptide; neutrophil chemotaxis.
AAAGUAAAAGAUUAGGCAUCAGCGCUUCUGCUGUCUAAAUUGUUGAUAUUAGACUGAUCGUGUAAAGAGAUUUCACUUCUCUGGAAGUAGCUCAGCAACACAAAAGUUCAUUUAUUCUCAAGACUCACACAUUAGUGACUGGAGUGAGUUCAAACAUGAAAAGUGAAAUCUGACAUCACUUUCAGCAAAUACAAGCGACACCUGAAGGAAGGCAUGUCUCAACAUGAACAAGUCACAGACAAAGUCCUUAUGAUUAGGUGAACGUAGAAAGUUUAAAUGCCAAAGGAUUGCAACAGCAGGAUAUCCAGUGUGGGAGAAUGCAAAUCAAAAAACACAUUUUUAUUGCAGCCACUUCUUAGGAAGACAUUCUUGGACGGGGUCCACGUGCCUGUGAGUGUAUAUAAGGAGGUUCAGAGAUGAUGAACCUCAGUCCUGCACACUCAGGCAGCUCAAGAAGAGAAGGAGACGCACAGCAGCAGAGAUCCUUCAUAUCUGAGAAGAACAAAUCAGUUGAAGACUGAGCCUUCAGUAGAUCCUCCACUCACUAAUUGAAAAGCUUUAAGAUGAAGACAAGUGUUGCCAUCCAGUGCAUCGUUCUCCUGGCCUGCAUGGCCCUUUGCACUUCAGUAGUUAUUCCAAGGUGCCGCUGUGUGAAGACCAGUAAGUCUGUAAGGAUCACUCUCAUCACUCAACUCAAGGUUCAUGACCCUCGUCCACACUGCAACAAGAGAGAAGUCAUUGUCACACUGAAGGAUGGGAGUGAACGGUGCCUCGAUCCUGAGUCACAAUUCACCAAAAUGCUGCUGGAAAAACUGAAUCAGAUGAAAAAUAUUCCCGUCAGCCCUCAAACAACCACAUCACCAGCCAUAGUGCAAGAAUCACCAUGCUUUAAGAUGAAGACAAGUGUUGUCAUCCAGUGCAUCGUUCUCCUGGCCUGCAUGGCCCUUUGCACUUCACUAGUUAUUCCAAGGUGCCGCUGUGUGAAGACCAGUAAGUCUGUAAGGAUCGCUCUCAUCGCUCAACUCAAGUUGGAUGAGCCUCGUCCACACUGCAACAGGAGAGAAGUCAUUGUCACACUGAAGAAUGGGCGUGAACAGUGUCUCGAUCCUGAGUCUAAAUUCACCAAAGAACUACUGAAAAAACUUACACUGCAUCUCCACCCCCCAGCUGCAACCGCUCACCUACCCGGCCUGCCUAAAGAUUCGCUACCUGGUCUGCCAGUGGACUCGCGGCACAAACUGCCGGACGAAACGCCACCCAGCCAGUCGCCGCCUCCUUCUUCCCAGAGAAAGCGGUGGUCACGCCGCCGUCAUCCUUCGCUCGCCAAGCAAGCUCCGGUGGUCAGUAAAAGUGACUGUUUUACGCCACCCAGCCAGCUCAUGCCAGCACAGGCUUUUUACAAAGCACUGGGAAUAAUAAUUGUUCCACCCAGCAUCUCCACACCUCAGGAGGAGCAGCCACGUCAGAACUGCUCCACAUCACCAUCAGCUUCCCUUGCUGCUCCCACUCCUUCUGCCAGGAGGAAGCGACGUCCACGCUACUGGCAGUCAUCAACAGCGGGCUGGCAUCAUCACCGUCGUGAGCGGCCUUCUGAACUGUGUCACCGCCGUCUUCCACGCGGCCAGCCUCCGGACCAGCUCUGUUGCCGAUGA